AAUAAAUGCGGUACAAAUUAUGGAGAUGGAAACACAAAAGAGAUAGAUGUAUGCAGUCGAUGAAUGGCACUGGCAUCAAUCAAUUCAAGCCUUGUGGGGGCACCACCUUAUCGGCUCAUCUCUCGUCACAAUCCCUUCGCUAACACACGAAACCCCACUUUCUCGCUUUUCCUAAAUUAAAUUAAGUAAAUCUCAACACACACAGACCUUCGAAUCCUAUUCUGAAGCCCGUUCGUGUGAAGAAGAUGAAGAAGCCUCUCGGUCUCGGUCUCAGGCUCGGCCUGAGUCUCUGUUUCUUCUUCGCUUCGCCUCUCUUUCUCCGAUCGUCUUCUGCUGCAGAUCAAACCAAACCCACCACCAUUCUCUACAAUACCAACAGCCGAGCAGACUACAAUUUUGAUAUCUACACGCUCCCUAUUCCGCCGGACUCCCAACUCAACGCCGCCGCCACAGCCGACGAGCUCCUGAUCACCGACGGACACUCCGUCAACUUCAACGGCCACUUUCCCUCCCGAUUCUCUCCCUCGUUGCUCUCCCUGUUACCCUCUGAAAGCCUCGCCUCCGACCUGCCGCCGCUCCACGUCGUCUACGUCACCGAGCGGAAUGGAACUUCGAGUAUCUACCUCGACGCGGUCUAUUACGACGGCACCGGUCGCGGCACGAGAAGGUCAACGCUCCAGGUGGAAAAUCGGAUUCAAGUCCCCCUGGUGGGAAGGCAGCAAUCGAACGGUGUGAUUUCGAUGAAAGAUAAACCCAGUUUGGUGGGUGAUUCUCUGAUUUACGUUUCGACUCACGAGGAUUCUGGCGUGCCGCGGAGGAGCUGGGCUGCAGUGUACUCGACUCACCUCAGAAGCGGGUUGACGCGUCGGUUGUCGCCUCGUGGGGUGCCUGAUUUUAGCCCGGCCGUUUCGCCGUCGGGUGUCUGGACGGCGGUGGCUUCAUCCGGGGAGGACGGCUGGGCUGGCACUUUGGGAGAGCUUCGCACUGAUAUUUACAUAUUCAGGACGGAUGAUGGGUCGGAUCGGGUCAAGGUGGCGGAGCAUGGCGGGUGGCCGACUUGGGCUGACGAGUCCACUCUGUACUUUCACCGGUGGGGAGAUGAUGGGUGGUGGAGUAUCUACAAAGCAACUCUUCCUAACGAUGGACCUAUUGGCGUUAACUCGGUGGUGACUCAGCGAGUCACCCCACCGGGUCUUCAUGCCUUCACUCCAGCUGCUUCCGUGGCCAACAAGAGUUUCAUCGCCGUGGCGACAAGACGACCCGGCUCAAAUUAUCGCCAUGUAGAACUCUUCGACGUUGUUUCUAAACUGUUUACAGAGAUUACCCGACCCAUUUCUCCAAAAACCCAUCAUCUCAACCCGUUUAUCUCCCCCGAUUCUACCAGGAUAGGGUACCAUAGAUGCAGGGGAUCAAAAAACAGAGGGCAAGGUGACCACUUGUUAUUCGAAUACACCCAAAGUCCAUUAGCUGACAUCUCUCUCAUUCGCAUUUACUGGCCAUUCCCUUCUUUCUCACCCGAGGGUGACAGAAUUACUUAUGCGGGUUUACCGGGUUCGGGUCUUCAUGUGGUGAACUUGGAUGGGUCGGGGACUCGUGAGCUUUAUUCGGGUUUGGCCUUUGGUACAUCAUGGAACCCAAAAAUCAAGGGGUUGAUUUACACCAGCGUGGGGCCCAUAUUUGCUCCGACAAGUACCGAAGUCGACGUGAUCUCUGUCAACGCCGAUGAUGAAGAACAUAGCUACAAAAAGCUGACCACCGAUGGCAAAAAUAAUGCUUUUCCUUCAGCUUCGCCCGACGGGAAAUGGGUUGUUUUUCGAUCGGGCAGAUCAGGUUACAAGAACUUAUACAUAAUGGACGCCAUAGAAGGAGAUAAGGCCGGGCUCCAAAGGGUCACGGACGGAUCAUGGACCGACACGCACUGUAGUUGGUCUCCUGAUGGAGAUUGGAUCAUCUUCGCAUCGAAUCGGGACAAACCCGGUUCCGAUAGCUACCAAUUAUACAUGGUUCACCCGAAUGGAACCGAGCUUAGGAAGGUGUUUGGGGACGAAAAUGGAGUGUCGGCCCACCCGACAUUCAGCCCGGAUGGGAAGAGUAUUGUGUUUACGUCAGAUCAUGCGGGAGUAUCAGCGGAGCCAAUCUCAAACGCACAUCAGUAUCAGCCGUCGAGCGAAAUCUUCACGAUGAAAUUGGACGGUUCAGGGCUCACGAGAUGGACCCACAAUUCCUUCGACGACGGGACCCCAGCAUGGGGCCCCAUGUUCAUGACGCCAGUGGAUGUGGAUCUCCCGACACGUGUCGACCAAUGCUUUUUCGACGAUUGUUACUGGGUUACAUUUCCAAAUCAAAAUAUGGAGGCUCGAAGCUCAGUUCAGAGAGCUAAUGCCCCGUGCGGUUAGGGGGCUUGAGCUUUUACAGUAAUUAAUUAGCUAAUAAUGAGGUGCUUAUGGUAGUUUUGCAUUUGUAAUAUUUAUGUUAGGUCAGCCUUAUGAGAGUUUUCCCAGGACCAGGAGGGUCUGUUAUCUGUCUAUCGUCGUGUUCCCAAUGAAGGGUGAAGUUGUUGCCUUCUUUA
This is a messenger RNA of Diospyros lotus (date-plum), 2569 nucleotides long. RefSeq lists its product as uncharacterized. The record is from RefSeq and is a predicted model, not a curated record. The transcript has a single exon. Lineage: Eukaryota; Viridiplantae; Streptophyta; Magnoliopsida; Ericales; Ebenaceae. Bases 246 to 2396 code for a protein of 716 amino acids.